Dalotia coriaria is the source of this 877-nucleotide messenger RNA. RefSeq names its product ubiquitin-like protein 4A. Gene Ontology annotation, biological process: tail-anchored membrane protein insertion into ER membrane; post-translational protein targeting to endoplasmic reticulum membrane. Gene Ontology annotation, molecular function: protein-folding chaperone binding. Gene Ontology annotation, cellular component: BAT3 complex. Lineage: Eukaryota; Metazoa; Arthropoda; Insecta; Coleoptera; Staphylinidae. The record is from RefSeq and is a predicted model, not a curated record. The transcript has a single exon. Bases 389 to 787 code for a protein of 132 amino acids.
CCGCAAAUGGCAAAUUUAAUGAAGUUUCCAUACGGGAACAAAAGAUGCGCGCGUUAUGCGCGAGAGCUGCUCAAAAUAUUGAAUAGUAAUGCCACAUAAGAGAUUACGCAGCGUGAUUGCAUAACGAACAACUUCAACGCGAUGCGGAAGUCUUACUAAUAGUGUGUCAGGUGUUCAAGUGAAAUCUAAAGAGUGAAUUAAAAACAUCCAGCGUCCGACAUAGUAAAAAUUAGUACGACAUUCGAGUGUAUCGUAGGCAACCAGGCAUACAAGGGCAAAGCGACGCGAUGUUUUGACAUUUCAACAGACUCCAAAUCAGUUCAACUCGGUAGCUCCUUACCGAUUUUUGUUCCAAAUUAAAUUGCGAAGUGCAUGCGAGGCAAUCAAAAUGAAAUUGUUCGUGAAAGUUAUUCGUGGUAACGGCUGUCUCGUGGAGGUCACAGAACAGACAACGAUUCUUGAAAUCAAACAAAAAAUUGAAGUGGAGCUGAAGGUGCCAGUGGCACAGCAGACACUCGUUUAUCUUGGAAAAACCCUUCUCGACGAUAACGUGGUCUCCUUCUACAACAAAAUUCAAGAUGGAGCUAAAAUACAUCUGGUGAUCAAGAAGCCUGAGUCGCUCAACGUUGUGCUGGAACGUUUCCUGCGGAAAUUCUACAAUGAUGAGCAAUCCAGGCAAAUACUGGAUGAAUUCAUGACAGACUUUUAUCAAAAAGUGAAGAGUCUUAGCUUGGAUGAUCUGGAGCACAUUGCCACCAACUACCUCAAUGAAGAUCCUCCAAAAUAGACAGACUAAAUUCUAGCUUCAAUUAAUGUUGAUAUAUUAAUAGUGCUUUUACAUAUUAAUUUGUAUAUGAUAAAUCCUAAGUAAUUUGUA